Molecule: messenger RNA, 1446 nt
Organism: Aaosphaeria arxii CBS 175.79
Lineage: Eukaryota; Fungi; Ascomycota; Dothideomycetes; Pleosporales
Product: folylpolyglutamate synthase
Exons: 5
Coding region: 1-1446 (481 amino acids)
Biological process (GO): tetrahydrofolylpolyglutamate biosynthetic process
Cellular component (GO): cytosol; mitochondrion; cytoplasm
Molecular function (GO): tetrahydrofolylpolyglutamate synthase activity; ATP binding
Source: RefSeq, a predicted model, not a curated record
AUGCAGUUACGAACGAUCGAUAGAAGCUAUGAGAAUGCUAUCCGCAUCCUCCAAAGUCGACGUCGUCUGAAAAGGCCCAGCGUAAGACUAGGAAGCGAUAUCCGCGGGUUGACUUUGACACAAAUUCCUGAUACGUUAGGAAAUCCCAAUCUCAUGGGAACUCCAAGCAUUGUGGGGACGAAACAAUGGCUCCAUCAGUUGGGCUACUCAACUACCGAUGUGGACCGCAUCAACAUCAUUCAUGUUGCAGGAACGAAAGGCAAAGGGAGUACAUGUGCAUUCAUUGAGUCUUUCCUCCGAGUCUCGGGAAAAAGAAACGGAUUUCCACGGAAGACUGGCCUUUACACUUCGCCACAUCUGAUUUACCCUCAAGAGAGGAUCCGUAUCAAUUUUCGACCUCUUGGAAGAGAUCCUUUUGCAAAGUACUUCUUUGAAGUGUGGGAUGCUUUGACAACCAGUGAGGGCCAUUCCCGAACUCUGCCUCGUUAUCUCCAGCUCAUUGCUCUCGUGUCAUUGCAUGCAUUUAUCAAGGAAGAUGUCCAAGCGGCCAUCAUUGAGGCCCAUCAUGGCGGAGAGUAUGACGCGACCAACGUGAUCGAGCAUCCUGUCGCGACUGUCAUUACUGCGCUCGGAAUGGACCACGUCAAGCAACUGGGCCCCACGAUCGAGAAUAUUGCCUGGCACAAGGCAGGAAUUCUCAAGAGCGGAUCUCAUGCAUUCGCAUCUCCACAAGAGCCCCCCGCUGCUGCAGUCAUUCAGGACCGAGCAUCUGAGAAAAGUAUUCAUGUCCAGUUCAUCACUAACGAUUCUUCCCUGCCGGCAAACGCACUUCAGUUGAAACCAGAUGUUCAGCGCACGAAUUGUUCAGUUGCACUCGCUGCCGUCCGUCAUUUCCUUGAAGUAAAGAGCAACCAAGGAGCUGCGCCCUUAUCGCCCUUCGACAUAGCUCAGGGCAUAAGUCAAUUCUCCUGGCCAGGACGAUUUCAAGUAGUUCGUGAAGGAGUAUUCACCUGGUUUCUAGAUGGUGCACAUAAUGAAAUGAGUAUCAGGAAGGCUGCACAAUGGUUCAUUGAGAGCUCUCAGGAGCAGAGGUCAUCAGUUCCGCGAAUCUUGAUUUUUAGUCAGGUUUCGGAGCAAAGAGAUGCCGAAAGCGUGCUUGAGCGACUCGCGAAAGACCUAGGUAUCGGUCAGAUUGAUCAUGCCAUCUUUACUGUUUACAAUCCAAGAGAGGCUAUCGAGUCAGCAACUGCUAUAUCUGCUAGAUCAGAAGAUGUUACGCAUGAAGCAUUCACCAAGACUUGGAAAAAGUUCCAUAAGGAUUCUUGUGUUCAAUUUGAACCCAACAUCCAGUCAGCCUUGGCCUCUGCAAGAAAGCUAGGAGCUAAGGCAGGCGGCAUGCACGCACUUGUUACCGGGAGUCAACACCUUGUUGGAAGCGCACUUUAG